UCAUGCUUGCUCCAUAAACCUCACCACAUUUCGCUGCCGCAGCUGCUCUGGCGACUCUGGCGCGGGCUUUCGCACUAAGCAGCGAUCAACGAGGCCGUUCCGCCGGGGAAAAAAAAAACCCUCCCAGAAAACGAAAUAAUAACGGAAUGUUCCCGCUCUCUCUCCCAGCAAGGUCGGUUUACGCAGACGCGUGAAGACGCCGCUCGUUUACCAUGAGCUGUUUGGAUGUUAUGUACCCAGCCUAUGGACAUUACGCACCGUACGCACCGACUGCUCCAGCGUUUAUCAGCAGCUUCCAGACUCCCACAGGUCUGAACAUCACUCCUCCUCACUGCCGGGAUUUUAUGGACACUCCCAGGGGUCCUGAAGGGAUGUCUGGGGGCCCGGGCAACGGAGGGUCAGCUUCCUCCUCAUCCUCAUCCUCAUCGACCACUUCCUCUUCCUCGUACACGGCCGUGGCUGCGAGGCCAGAGGAAGGGACCAAGGAGAAGCAGGAGGCCCCAGAGGCCGAGUACCUGACGUCCCGCUGUGUCCUCUUCACCUACUAUCAGGGAGACAUCAGCAGCGUGGUGGACGAACACUUCUCCAGGGCGCUGAGCUCCUACAUGGACGGAGAGGGCAAACGGAGGGGGGCAGAGCAACAGGGCCCAGGUAUGCCAUGGUGCCCCAGGGCAAAGGCUCGUUUGCGAAUCAAGGUGUCCUUUUAUACCCCCUCACCCAGCAGCCGGCGGAGCUUUCCCCCAUCCUUCUGGGACAGCAACUACGCCUCGCCUCAAAGCCGCUCCCACUGCGAGACGGGAGCACCUUCCUAUUCCAUGGACCCAUAUGCAUCAGGGUUACACCCGGGCCUCCCUCAUCCACACGCGCAUCCACACGCUCACCCACACGCUCAUCCUCACUCCCAUCCUCACCCUGCAGAGAGCUGGGGAUACCCCCAGGCCCAGGCCUACGGGCCUCCAAGGCCCCUCCACGAACUCUAUUCCCCCGCAGCUUUAGAGCCUCACUACGGUCCCCUGUUGAUGCCAACGGUGAGGCCACCUCAUCUCCCCACCUUGCAGAGCCACUAUGAGGUGAGCAAGCUGGAACCCAGUGCGUCCUGGCCCGGCCUGCUACCCCCGGGAGACGUCAGCCAAACAAUGGCACUCAACAUGGAUGCAGGCCUCCAGCAGCACAAGAAAGGCAAGGAGCUGUACUGGUUCUAACAAGCCCUCAGUCACAUUGACCAGCCAUUACCAGAUCCAAUUAGUCCCUGGACCGGCUCUGCUAUUGAAGCAGCGUGUCCCUUUAUCCCCCCAGCACACAUUGCAUCCCCACCUAUCCAACCCCCCCUCCCCUUCCUCUUCUCUGUGCUCUUGGCCUCCCCUGCCAGUACACACAGCCUUGCUCCAGGUUUGACGCGUGUGCACCAUGGAGAUAAAGCAGAGAGGGAGAGACAGAGGAAGAGCCCCACAGAGUGUCACUGUCCAUAAUCUGUACCGCCGCCUUCUCGGGGCCUCGUUUCCCCUCCACUGCCUCUCCCGCCGCAGCGCGUGCGGCACAGACCUUGGCAAGGCGCGGGCCGUGGUGACCUGUUUGGACUGAGAAAGACAGGAUCACAGCAGACUUUAGCGGAGGAGAGAGAGAGAAACAGGGGCCGCGCGGGGGGGAACAGAGGGAUAAAUCGCAGCAAGCAGGAUUCCCUCUUGUGUCCCUGGUUAUCUCUGCCUCAUGUUCUUCUAUCUCGUGGUGAGAAACUGGAGCAAAGAUGGUGGCAGUUCUUGCUUGGUGACUGUUACGAUGCCUUUAUUAUAUAUUUUUCUCUGAAAUAAAGUGUUUCUAUUUAUUGGCGUUUAUGUGUAUUUCUGAAAUGUUUGUUUAGGCCAGUUUUCUGAGAUUAUUGUGGUUCGGUUUAUUGUGUUUUUUUUCUUAAAACAGAAGGGGAUGGAGUGGACCUUCCCCACUGUCGCUGAUUUGUUUUGUUUGUUUCCAUCUAUGAAAGAACCUUGUGUGGAGAAUAAUAAAAUAAAACAAACAUAUCAAAGAAUGGUUCAGUUAAAACAACAUGUUUGCACUGAGCGCCUCCCAGAUUGUGUUCUUCCACUUUGAUGAUGUUCCAUGUCUUUAUUUCUCUGUCAUUUUUAGACGUUUGAAUGUGGAAUUUCUAAAUUUUUUGUGGAUUUUUUUUCUCCCUGUGUGUCAUUUCUCAAUUUCUUUUGCCGUCGAAGAAAAUUGUGAAUCAAUAAAUAUUUUUAUGGUACAUCGUGA
Solea solea (common sole) is the source of this 2244-nucleotide messenger RNA. RefSeq names its product vestigial-like family member 2b (gene vgll2b). Gene Ontology annotation, cellular component: nucleus. The record is from RefSeq and is a predicted model, not a curated record. Bases 213 to 1202 code for a protein of 329 amino acids. Gene Ontology annotation, biological process: regulation of transcription by RNA polymerase II. The transcript is spliced from 4 exons. NCBI's taxonomy places the organism in Eukaryota, Metazoa, Chordata, Actinopteri, Pleuronectiformes, Soleidae.